Molecule: messenger RNA, 2389 nt
Organism: Tarenaya hassleriana
Lineage: Eukaryota; Viridiplantae; Streptophyta; Magnoliopsida; Brassicales; Cleomaceae
Product: polyadenylate-binding protein 8
Exons: 9
Coding region: 276-2216 (646 amino acids)
Cellular component (GO): ribonucleoprotein complex; cytosol; nucleus
Molecular function (GO): poly(U) RNA binding; mRNA 3'-UTR binding; poly(A) binding
Source: RefSeq, a predicted model, not a curated record
CCGGCGGUGACCGUCGAUUUUUUGUUCCCUCCUCGGAAAAAAGACAACAAAAAAGGGGAAGCGGAAAAACCCCCAAAAGCCCAGAUUUCAUUCUUUUUCAUUUCCCCGAAAUAUUUGCUUUUUAUUUUCCGACACCGUUUUUUUAUACCCUCUCUUGCCGUAGCAAAUAAUCAGAGGAGAGGGAGGAUAAGAAGGAACACCCUCCCUUCCCAAAACAAAGCAGGGAAGCAGUAAAAGAAUUUGCGGAGGAGUUUUUUUUUCAAUUGUUGUGAAGGAUGGCUCAGGUUCAGGGUCAGGGUCAGAAUGCGAACGGUGGAGUGGCCGCUUCUGCGGCGGCAGCGGGGCAGAUGGGGACGACGUCGCUGUACGUCGGCGAUCUGGACCCGACAGUAACGGACUCGCAGCUCUUCGAGGCCUUUGGCCAAGUGGGUCAGGUGGUUUCUGUUCGUGUCUGCAGGGACAUGACGACUCGGCGAUCUCUCGGCUAUGGCUAUGUGAACUACGGAAAUUCUCAGGAUGCUGCAAGGGCGCUGAAUGAACUGAAUUUUAUAGCUCUAAACGGAAAGGCUAUUAGAGUUAUGUAUUCGGUCCGUGAUCCAAGCACCCGUAAAAGCGGAGUUGGUAAUAUAUUUAUCAAGAGCCUUGACAAAUCUAUCGACCACAAAGCUCUCUAUGACACAUUUUCGGCUUUCGGGAGCAUCCUCUCUUGCAAAGUUGCUACUGAUGCCUCUGGUCAGUCAAGAGGCUAUGGGUUUGUGCAAUAUGACAAUGAAGAAUCUGCCCAGAAGGCCAUAGAGCAAUUGAAUGGGAUGCUACUGAACGAUAAGCAGGUGUAUGUCGGACCCUUUGUUCACAGGCAGCAAAGAGAAUCAUUCGUUGAGAAGGCUAAGUUUAACAAUGUGUAUGUGAAGAGUAUCUCUGAGUCCAUGACCGAUGAAGAGAUGAAGAAAGUGUUUGGAGAGUUUGGACUGAUCACCAGUUGUGUGAUCAUGAGAGAUGGUGAAGGGAAAUCAAAAGGUUUUGGGUUUGUCAAUUUUGAGAAUCCCGAUGAUGCUGCCAAAGCUGUUGAGGCUCUAAAUGGAAAGAAAUUUGAUGAGAAGGAGUGGUAUGUUGGGAAAGCCCAGAAGAAGUCGGAGAGAGAAAUGGAACUGAAGAAAAAGUUCGAGCAAAGUUUGAAGGAGGCUGCUGACAGAUCUCAGGGGUCGAACUUGUAUGUUAAGAACUUGGAUGAUAGCAUCACAGAUGAAAAACUCAAGGAGCUUUUCUCUUCUUUCGGAACAAUAACAUCGUACAAGGUCAUGAGAGACCAAAGUGGAGUUAGUAAAGGAUCUGGCUUUGUCUCAUUUUCAUCGCCUGAAGAAGCCUCUAGAGCUAUUGCGGAGAUGAAUGGCAAAAUGGUUGUUAGCAAACCUCUAUAUGUUGCUUUAGCUCAGCGGAAAGAAGAUCGUAAGGCUAGGCUGCAGGCUCAGUUUGCGCAACUGAGGCCCGUGAAUAUGCCACCUGUUGUCAGUCCACGUAUGCCAAUGUAUCCGCCAGGCGGUCCUGGAAUUGGUCAACAACUGUUUUAUGGUCAAGGACCUCCGGCUAUGAUUCCUCCCCAGCCUGGAUUUGGAUUCCAACAACAACUUGUCCCCGGAAUGAGACCAGGUGGGGCUCCGAUGCCAAACUUCUUCAUGCCAAUGGUUCAACAAGGCCAGCAGCAACGGCCCGGUGGAAGACGUGGAGGAUCUGUUCAGCAAUCUCAGCAGCCUUCUCCUAUGAUGCAGCAACAGAUAAUCCCGAGGGGUCGUAUGUACCGUUAUCCACAACGUGGUGGCCUUCCCGAAGUUCCAAUGCCGGGUGUUGCCCCAAGUAUGCUUUCGGUUCCAUAUGAUAUGGCUGGUGCCGUUCCUCUUCGUGAUUCCUCUGUUUCUCAGCCUGUUCCGAUUGGAGCUUUGGCGUCUGCACUUGCUAAUGCAUCUCCCGAGCAACAGAGAACGAUGCUGGGAGAGAAUCUAUACCCGCUUGUGGAACAACUCGAGCCAGACUCGGCAGCCAAGGUCACCGGGAUGCUUCUCGAGAUGGAUCAGACCGAAGUGCUUCACUUGCUGGAGUCACCCGAAGCUCUCAAAGCUAAAGUCGCAGAAGCAAUGGAGGUUCUGAGGAGUGUUCAUCAACCAGCCGGUGCCGCCGACCAGUUAGCUUCUCUGUCUCUUAACGGCAACAUCGUAUCUUAACGAGUUCCUCAACCUUCGGAACUGACUUUAUGUUCCUUUUGUUUAGGAGUCGGAAACAAAGAGUUUUUGCGGGAAACAUGGUUUUGUUUGGUUUAUACUUCGCCUGAGAUUUUUGUUUUGAGAAGUACUUUUUGAUACAAUUUAAUUUAUUGUCUUCAGGUUUUUUAUUUAUU